UCUCAUAGAGGUUAUGUUUAUUUGUUAUCGGCGCUCUUAACUGAAAUUAACGUUGAAUGUGCUUUAUUUUAACUAUUCUUUAAGGGAAAGUUGAAAAAAACGCGAAAAUUCGCCAGGUUUAAAAUACAUGAGCACCGCACAAGUAGCACUAAAAUUUACAGUUGUUGCUGUUGAAACCUAACCCUAGGUGCAUACUCAAGAAGCACGUUUUCAGGGCUCAGGGCUACAUUUAGGCAAAUAUGUCUACGUGUGCUCCGCCCCGGCACAUUGAGGCCGCAAGCGUUAAAUUCUCUGUACUCACUGAAGAGGACGUGAAGAAAAUAAGCGUUUUUCAAAUUGUGACUCCUCUAACUUUGGAUUCCUUGGGCCACCCUGUAGUAGGGGGGCUGUACGACAACAGAUUGGGACCCUCAACAGACAGAAACCAGCCGUGUGGCACUUGCAGCAAAAACAGCACCUUAUGUCCCGGGCAUUUUGCCUAUAUCGAUUUACCGGUGCCCUGUGUGAACCCCCUUUUCCAUAAGGUGGUCGGCACUAUUUUGAAGCUAUCGUGCUUGAGCUGCCAUCAAAUGCAAUUAUCUAAAGAAAGCCGCGCAAAAAUUGAGAACCUAAAACAAACAGAGCACAGUGACUGGGACCUGAUUCAGAUGGAAAUUGUUAAAAUAAUUCUAGAUGAAGCAAAGGCCGGCACGUUUUGUAUGCAUUGCAAGACCCCUUUGAAUAAAAUUCAAGUACUGGCCAAAAGAAUUCUAAUGAUUUGCAGGAAAAAUGACAGCCAAGCCGAUGGAUCCAGAUUGAAAAUCAAGGAAAUGGAAUCCAAAUAUAUUAAUCCAUCGCAGUCGCAAUGUUUCCUAAGGGACAUAUGGGACGCCGAAGAAGAUUUGAUCAAAUACAUGGUCCCUAUUUUAAACGAUGUUAAGCUUCCUCAUCCCACCGAUGUCUUUUUCUACAAGGUUGUUCUUGUUCCGCCACCCAAUGUCCGACCGCUCAACUAUCUAAAUGGCAAAGUGAUUGAAAACACACAAACCAAUAUGUACAAGGACCUGGUAACCAAUGCCCUAGUAAUGAAUCAUUUGAUUCGAGUCGUCCAGAAAAAAGGAAAUUUGGGCGUUUUGGACUCCAAAGAAUCCAUGGAGUUUUAUUUGGCUGCCCGAGGCAGCACGCCAGUUGAAAAACUGAACAACUGUUGGGAAGAUUUGCAAGGGAAUGUUAAUGACCUGUUGUCGAAGGAAUCAAGGAACAAUAAAGGAGGAAUGGGUCUAAAACAGAUCAUCGAAAAAAAACAAGGGAUCAUUAGACAGCACAUGAUGGGGAAACGUGUUAACUUCGCAGCAAGAUCAGUUAUCACACCAGAUCCCAAUUUGGAUGUCAGUGAAGUCGGUGUUCCCGAAGUAUUUGCGAAAAAAUUAACUUGUCCUGUACCUGUUACGCCAUGGAAUGUUGAACAUUUGCGACAACUAGUGAAGAACGGUCCUGAUGUGCACCCAGGCGCCGUUUUGGUUGAAAUGGAGGAUGGAAGCAUUACCAAGAUCAAUCCGCUGAACAAAGUUCAACAAGACGGCUUGUUGAAGAUGCUUCUUACACCUCACCAUUCAAGUAGGCCUGGUUUUCAAGGCAUCAAAAUAGUCCAUCGGCAUUUACAAAACGGCGAUGUUUUGUUACUAAACAGGCAGCCUACGUUGCACAAACCCUCAAUCAUGGCUCACCGAGCCCGGAUUUUAAAAGGGGAGAAAACUUUGAGGCUGCAUUAUGCAAAUUGCAAGGCGUAUAAUGCUGAUUUUGACGGCGACGAAAUGAAUGCCCACUUUCCACAAGACGAAGUCGCUCGUAGCGAAGGAUACAACCUUGUUGAGGUGGCUCAACAGUAUCUUGUACCUAAGGACGGAACACCGCUAAGUGGCCUAAUUCAAGAUCACAUGAUUGCUGGGGUCAAACUCUCAUUACGGGGCAGAUUCUUCAACAGAUCUGAUUAUCAUCAGCUAGUUUUCCAGGCCCUUUCCCAUAAAACCGAGAGAAUUGAUCUCCUACCGCCAGCUAUAAUAAAACCUUUGCAACUAUGGUCGGGAAAACAAAUUUUGUCCACGGUGAUCAUAAAUAUUCUACCAAAAGGCAAAGUGCCCAUUAAUUUGAAAGCGGGAACAAAAAUUUCCGCAAACGCUUGGCAAAAAUAUCCUCCCAGGAAAUGGAAAGCCGGUGGAAGCCCAUUUGAGAAACCGAACGAAAUGAGUGAGGCAGAAGUGAUUAUUCGCAAAGGAGAACUAUUGUGUGGAAUUCUAGAUAAGACUCACUAUGGCGCAACCGCUUACGGGUUGAUCCAUUGCAUUUACGAAUUAUACUGCGGAACUUAUGCUAUAAGGCUGCUCAGUUCUUUAGCCAAGUUAUUUACUAGCUUUCUUCAACUGGAGGGUUUUACUUUGGGUGUUCAUGAUAUAUUAACGGUAAGAAAGGCAGAUCGAAAGAGAAAAAAAAUAAUUGAAGAAUCCAGACGAAUUGGGAAAGAUGUAGUUUCAAAAGCGCUGGGCAUCUCAGCAGAUGCCAGCUUGGAAGAAAUGACUUUAAGAAUUGAAGAACAGUGCGCACUAGAUCCCAAAUUUAGACAAAUAAUCGAUCGGGCAUAUAAAAGCAGUCUGGACUCAUAUACAAACGCGAUAAACAAAUGUUGCCUUCCGGCUGGUUUACAGUGCAAGUUUCCUGAAAAUAAUCUACAGUUAAUGGUUCAGUCAGGUGCGAAGGGUUCCACGGUUAACACCAUGCAGAUUUCCUGUCUUUUGGGGCAAAUUGAGCUGGAAGGAAAGCGUCCACCGGUUAUGAUUUCUGGAAAGAGCCUACCAAGCUUUCCAGUCUUCGAAUUUUCUCCACGGGCUGGCGGAUUUAUCGAUGGCCGUUUUAUGACCGGUAUUCAGCCGCAGGAAUUUUUCUUUCACUGCAUGGCAGGCAGGGAAGGGCUUAUCGAUACUGCUGUAAAAACCAGUCGAAGUGGUUACUUGCAACGAUGCCUUAUUAAGCACUUGGAAGGUCUUCAUGUUGGAUAUGAUUUGACUGUAAGGAAUAGUGAUCAGAAAGUAGUGCAGUUUCUCUACGGCGAAGAUGGACUUGAUAUAAGCAAAGCUCAAUUUUUCAAUGAAAAACGCCUGCAAUUUUUAAGCGAUAACGAGAAAUGUAUUGUACAAAAGGACAUUUUGAAGCAGUUGACCAGCGAUGAGAAUCAGCAGUUGGUGGAAGAGCACAAAGUAAAGCUUAAUUACUGGACAAUUAAUAAUGGAUCACCAUUAGAAAAACGGCGAAUGUCCGCUUUUAACCAUUUCGCUUCCGAAUGUUCCAAGCAAUUUGGGAAAAUUUUGAAGUACAAGAAAGUGGUAAAAAUGUGGAGAGAAGCCUCUGAUGAUUUAAAAGAUUCGCUCAAAACAGCAUUAAUUUGUCCAGAUCCUGUAAACACUGUAUUCCAACCCGACCAUCACUAUGGAGUAUUGAAUGAACGAUUGGAUUCUUUAAUGACUAGUUUUACAGAAGCGAAGAACAGUAAAAAUACAAAACGGUUUCAGAAAAUGUUUAAACUGAAAGUGAUGCAGAGCUUGUGCGCCCCUGGCGAACCUGUUGGAUUACUUGCUGCUCAGUCGAUUGGAGAACCAUCAACCCAAAUGACACUGAACACCUUCCACUUUGCCGGCAGAGGUGAAAUGAAUGUAACUUUGGGUAUUCCGCGUCUCAGAGAAAUUUUAAUGAUGGCUUCAAAAAACAUAAAAACUCCGUCUAUGGAAAUUCCGUUUCAACCCGUGUUUAACUUGGAAGUGCGAGCUAAAGACCUGAGAAAAAUCCUCACCAGAGUCGUGCUCGCCGAUGUUUUGGAGAGGGUCGAUGUCACGGUUAAGUUAGUGAUACACCCAAUAAGGAAACAUCAGUACACAUUAGCUUUUCACAUCCUUCCGCCAAACUGCUAUGAUGAAGAAUACAAGGCUUCAACAAAAUCCAUACUAAAGCAUAUAAAGAAAGUGUUUUUUAAGGCGUUGUUUGUAAGCAUUGGCAAAGUGUCGAAAAUUAAAUCGAAUUUGGUUACCAUGGAAAAUGACCCAAAAGUUAACUUAGGUGGAGAUAAUGAGAGCGAUGAUGAAGGACCAAGAACAAAAGGCAAGAAAACAAAUGCAGCUGGAAAUGAAGAAGACAGUUCUGAUGAUGAGUUGGAAGAUGAUGAAAAUGCGAAGCUAGCGUCUAAACAUGCCGAGAGGAACGAGGAUCAAGAACCAGAGGACGAAGACGAGCGAAGAUACGCAGCAAGUGAUGAAGAAGGUGACGACGCGGAUAAUAACCCGUCGACAGAAUCGGCAGUAGCUGGCGACUCUGUAGUUGAAAAUUACUCGUUUGCUGAGGGCUACAAAGAAGACAGAAAGCGCUGUUUUUGUGAACUCACAUUCAGCUUACCCAUGAGCUACAAAAAGCUCGACUUGACGGCUAUUCUGCGAGAUGUGGCAAGCAAGAGUGUGGUUUGGGAAACCCCCAACAUUAAACGCGCCUUCAGCUACAUGAAAGACCAAGAGUAUAUUCUCAAAACGGAUGGCAUUAAUGUGGCCGAGAUGUUCAAGUAUCAUGAUCUACUUCAAUUGAACCGGCUUCACUGCAACGAUGUGCAUAAAAUGGCAGACACGUACGGCAUUGAAGCAGCAACAAAGAUCAUUGUUAAGGAGGUGAAAGAUGUGUUCAAUGUCUAUGGCAUCCAAGUAGAUCCUCGACAUUUAUCACUAAUAGCCGACUACAUGACCACCAAUGGAACCUACGAACCAAUGAGCCGCAAGGGAAUGGAAUCGAGUGCGUCUCCGCUACAGCAAAUGUCUUUUGAAUCUUCGUCGCAAUUUCUGAAAGCAGCGACAAUCAAAGGUCGGACGGACAAUCUUCAAAACCCUUCCAGCAGUCUGAUGCUUGGAAAACCUAACAAAAUUGGAACAGGGCUGUUUGACCUUGUUCAAAAACUUCCUGCUCUUCAUGUUUAAACGUUGUUUCAUUUGGCUUUUUCGAAUAAUGUUUUGUUAUUUGCCUUUUCUAAAUGAAAAAAUAUAUGUAUGUACAUAAAA
Dendroctonus ponderosae (mountain pine beetle) is the source of this 5063-nucleotide messenger RNA. It is a transcript of the gene RpI1, whose product is annotated as DNA-directed RNA polymerase I subunit RPA1. The record is from RefSeq and is a predicted model, not a curated record. Gene Ontology annotation, cellular component: RNA polymerase I complex. Lineage: Eukaryota; Metazoa; Arthropoda; Insecta; Coleoptera; Curculionidae. Gene Ontology annotation, molecular function: DNA binding; DNA-directed RNA polymerase activity. Gene Ontology annotation, biological process: DNA-templated transcription.